Molecule: messenger RNA, 645 nt
Organism: Prunus dulcis (almond)
Lineage: Eukaryota; Viridiplantae; Streptophyta; Magnoliopsida; Rosales; Rosaceae
Exons: 2
Coding region: 1-645 (214 amino acids)
Source: RefSeq, a predicted model, not a curated record
AUGUUUGAACAGAGUUGUUUUUGUCAUCUCCUAGGGAUUGAGGACCUCAAGUGGACUUCUCCGAUUGUCCACGGGUUGCUGCUCAGGAAAGCUGAUCCCAAGACAGUUUCCCAACUGAACGGGAUCAAAUUCAUUGUUGGCAAGAAGGUCAUCCAAUUCACGGCGCAACAAUUUUGCAUCGUGACCGGGCUAAGGUUUGGAAACCUUCCCUUUAUUCCGAUUCCCACGAAUGAGAACUGCUCAUUGAAACGGAAGUACUUUGCCAACGAUAAAACUGUGAACCUGUUGGAAUUAGAAAAGGCCUUCCUCGAAUGCGAUGAUGUGGACGAUGUAUUCAAGCUUGGAUUCGUAUACUUUGCUGUCUUUGUGCUGUUGGGCAGCGAAAAACAUGUCCACAUUGACAUGCGAUAUUUGAAGUUGGCGGAAGACCUUGAAGACUUUGGGAAGUAUCCAUGGGGUGCUGUGUCUUAUGCGAAGACAAAUGCGUCACUGCUGAGGGCACUUUGUGCAGAUUACCAGCGAGUGAAAGUGCCCACAAAAACUGCCAAAAAAAAAAAAUCUGGAAAGAAACCAACAACAACGGCAACCGGUAGACCAAGAGAGUACCACCUCAAAGGUUUUCCCUAUGCACUUCAGCUGGGUUGA